GCCAAGCCCCCUUUCAUCUGUAUAAAUUCCACAUCCCUGGGAUAGAGUGAUUGCAAAAACUGCCUUCUUUCUCAGAGACCAAGCUAGAGACCCAGCUUUCUCCAGAGGAGUGCGGUCAUCAUGGCUCUGAAGUCCUUGGUCCUGUUGUCAGUGCUGGUCCUGGUGCUGCUGCUGCUGGUGCGGGUCCAGCCUUCCCUGGGCAAGGAAUCUGCAGCCGCCAAGUUCCGGAGGCAGCACAUGGACGCUGGCAGCUCCUCCAGCGGCAACGCCAACUACUGCAAUCAGAUGAUGAAGCGCCGGAGGAUGACACAUGGACGAUGCAAGCCGGUGAACACCUUUGUGCACGAGUCCCUGGACAAUGUCAAGGCCGUGUGCUCCCAGAAAAACAUCACCUGCAAGAAUGGGCAGCCCAACUGCUACCAGAGCAACUCCACCAUGAACAUCACAGACUGCCGCGAGACUGGCAGCUCUAAGUACCCCAACUGUGCCUACAAGACUAGCCAGAAGCAGAAAUACAUCACCGUGGCUUGUGAGGGAAAGCCGUAUGUGCCAGUCCACUUUGAUGGUUCGGUGUUCUUACCUGCCACCCCACUACCCUCACUGCCAGCUCCACACAAGCACAGGCUUCUCUGGCUUGAGGGCAAUAACUCAAGUUAGGUUUCUUAUCCAACACACACACACACACACACACACACAAACACGCACACACGUAUAACCACAUGAUUCCCUGACCUGAGGGCAAUAACUCAAGCAAGUUAGGGCUCCUAUCCAACCCACACAUGCGCCCCUGGCUUGAGUCUUUCCCCUGUGUGUUUUGGGGGGGGGGGUGAGAAGUGGAUUGUGAGAUGGGACCUGUGUUAACCAAAUCACUGCUUCUUUCAAUAAAACACAUUUGCAACCACCUGAA
Cervus elaphus (red deer) is the source of this 907-nucleotide messenger RNA. RefSeq names its product brain ribonuclease. The record is from RefSeq and is a predicted model, not a curated record. The transcript has 2 exons. Bases 121 to 657 code for a protein of 178 amino acids. NCBI's taxonomy places the organism in Eukaryota, Metazoa, Chordata, Mammalia, Artiodactyla, Cervidae. Gene Ontology annotation, molecular function: RNA nuclease activity; nucleic acid binding.